Messenger RNA from Schistosoma guineensis, 2481 nucleotides. The record is from the annotation of a GenBank genome assembly. NCBI's taxonomy places the organism in Eukaryota, Metazoa, Platyhelminthes, Trematoda, Strigeidida, Schistosomatidae.
AUGAGUCUUAUACAAUCAUCGAACCAUCAAAUCAACUGUACUUCUCGUAGUGAAGAAGUGUUCUCAUUCGCGGAAGAAAAUGGCCGCCCCAAAGAAAGAUGGACACCUCUCGGUGCAAACGCAAGUCCUGAACCUGGUUAUCAUGCGUUUGAAGAGAAUCACGUAGAUAAUGAAUUUGACCAUGAGUCUGAAUUAUCCCGCCUAGCCAUAGAAAACGAACACCUCAACAGUUUGUUGAUGGCUUUUACUUCUCACAUCGCCCAGGUGCAAUUUCGUCUAGGGCAAGUAAUAAAUGCUGAGUCUGAUUGCAGAGAUCUCAUGCUUAAGUCUCUCGAGGAAUUUGCCUCCAGAGGAAUCCCUGACCUACAAUCACUGGCGGAACAAUGCAGUAAAUUGUCUUCAGAAUCCCAAGCAUGUACUUCAAGUUUAGAUGGACGACCUCAGAAAAUGAUUGAACAGCUGAAAAAACAUCUUGAUGACCUAGAAAGAUUCGCUUAUGAGACUGGUGAGCAAAGUGAACCGCCAACUCAGGCUAUCUUAGAGAAGCAGCGUUUAGUACUAGAAGGCCUACGAGAGAAACUUGAAUUGAAUAUUUCCAAUGUGGAUAAACUUCCAGCUGCUGAACUGCAACAAGUUGUAGACAAGGCUGUCAAUCAAUUUUUAAGUCCUGUAAAAGUUAACGAAAAACUUGUGGAACAGUUGAAAACUCAAGUGAAUGAUUUAGAACGGUUUAUUGAUUUUCUUCACGGCUCUGGUGCAUGCAGUGAUAUUUUAGCUAAAGCAUUAGCUGAUUUCAAGCGUACACAUCAACAGUUAUCAGCCAAUAAUGAAAUACCAUCGUGUUGUUAUGAUUCUAAUAGAUCACAUACACAAAAUAAUGAUAAUAAUGAUGACCAUGAUCCAGACAAUAGUAGUAUAUUUUCAUCACAUAUCCAUCCUGGUGUACAAUUAGGACAUAGUCGUCAUCUUGAUUCAGAUUAUCAACAUAGUCAUACAAAUGAUUAUAAUACUGAUGGUAUUGAUGCCUAUUUAGAGGAUAUCACCACUACCGAAGAACAAGAAUUAAGGCGUAGAGAUAAUAGAAAACGUGAUGUCAGGAAAUCUCGAUUCACUAUCAUUAACCUUAUUCAACGAGCUAUCACCCUUCUCAACCUGUUUGCAGCAAGUCAAUUGGGUCAGGAUCCUGAUACAUUGCUGACAAAAUUCAACAUGAAUAAACAUUCUCCUCAUAAAGUUGACAAAUCGAAUUCAUCUACCGUAGAGAAAGCCAAAACACAACACUGGGGAACAAUUCGAGCUCGUCUUGAAAUUGCUAUAAAUAUGGUUCAAGAAAAAGUGGUUACUCUUAACACUUAUAAACUAGGUAAAAUACCAGCAGUCAAUUUAUACUCUACAUAUCAUACAAUGCCAAAUAUGAUUCACUCAUGUACAACACAGUCGGAAACUCGUAGUACAGUUCCAUCUGGACGUGAAAGUCCAGAUGGGAAAGCUAGUAUGCCCACAUAUGAUAGUACAAUUAGAUCCUAUGUAUCACUACGUAAGGGUUUUAGUCAGAAUGAAGUUCCCGGUACUCAAAUUGCUUUACCUGUGCAGAAUUUACAUGGUGCCAGUUUACGUGCAUUGUUAUAUGGUGGAAGACCAGAUAGAAUAUUUUCAAAUCCAACUUUGUAUAACGAUAAGAAUGAACUCACUUCAUGCACAGAAGAUAUGGAUGACACAGAAAGCAGCUCAUGUGAAACAUCAGAGUUUCUGUAUACUGAAGCUGAACGCUCUGUGGUGCAUGUUGUACGUCGAUACCUCUGUCCCGCUUUACGUGAUCUUAUCGAACAUGGUCUUAUAAAGAAAGCUUUACAGAAAAUUGAUGAAAAUUCACCUUUGGGAUUAGCAAAUAAACGAAGCAUUUUACUGCUUCGUCCUAUCCUGAACUGUUUAGACUCAAGAUCAAGAAAUCACUCAGAAGAUAAAUUUGAAUGUUUAGAUUUGAACGAUCCAUCAAGUGAUUACAUUUCAAACUCUUUUUCGGGGUCCCGUUCUAAUUAUAUAGGAAUCCAUGCGUGGGAUGUAUUAAUGCGUUUUUAUCAAAUUAAGAAUGGUCCACGGUAUAAUGAAUCUCCGGCGAGAAAACUUUGUGAAAGUUUUGAUUUAGAUACAGUUGAUGGUAAAACAAUCACAAAUCGUCAGAAAUUUUUCAGUGCAAUGGGUAAUGUUCUUCAGGGUCACGUGGCAUACAAACGAAGUAAGGAUGCCAAGUUCAAAGCAUUCAUUAGUAUUGCACUUAAUGAAGGAAAAUUGGUCCCUUGGCUAAGAAUGAUCUUUCGGAAUCAUGUUUUUGUUCAAUCUAUAUAUGAACCAUGGAGUUAUACUUUGAGUACAGGAUUCAACGAUACUCUACAGUCAUUAAUUAAAUUAAAGGAUCUUGAAUUCGCUCUGCCUUAUGAUUACAGUAUUCGUCACUUAAAAGAAAUGCAUGAUGCCUUCUAA